Molecule: messenger RNA, 477 nt
Organism: Entrophospora sp. SA101
Lineage: Eukaryota; Fungi; Glomeromycota; Glomeromycetes; Entrophosporales; Entrophosporaceae
Source: the annotation of a GenBank genome assembly
AUGGUCUCAGAAGGUCCUAAUAAUCCGGACCUGGAUAAGGUUAAUGGAGACAGAAAGAAGUUGAUGGAUGAGGGUGUUUUUGCUCUUAAUAAGUUUAUGAUAAGUACCGAGUUAGCAAUAUGGAAAGUGUGUGAAACAUUGAAUGUUUUCCUGGCCCAAGGAUUUGCUGAUAAAAUCGAAAUUGGCCAAUUGAUAUUUAUUGGACCCGGCUUGUACUUAUUUUCACCAUUUACAAUUCCAGCUCCUACUAUCCCAACUUCCUUUAUCAAUUUAGAACAUGCACCUAGACUUUGGUAUAAGGAAUUCUCAAAGGAAGGACAGCGACUUAUUGCAAAACCUAAAACUAAAUACGCAACUGGAUUCACACCAGAUCGGCCAAAAGCUGUGAGAUUUGAAAAUUUUUUGCCCAAAAUCUCAAAAGAAACAAAUAGGGGAAGGGGAAGGGGAAGUAUGAGAGGUCGUGGUAAGGGAGUAUAG